AUGUCCAAUUCCAGUCCCGGUGUCUUUAAUGGACACUCGGUAACCCCUUUGCCCGCCACAGAUGAGCCGCCCUCUCCUCCCUCCAACAUCUACAAUGCCAGCUCCGUCGCCGAGAUCAGGGCAACCCUGAUCCACCUGCACCAGCAGGAAGCGACUGUCACUGCCCGUCUCGAUGCCCUUGUCGCCUCACAAAAGGACUUUUCUCGUGAGCUCGGCCGACUGGAUCUUCUCCGUGCCCACCUCGGCUCUCAGACUAGCACCACACGAGCAAUCAGCAAUGGCAUGCUCUCCGACGCCGCCGCAACCGCAGACCGCAUCUCGAGCGCCGUGCGACGGCUAGACCUGGAACAAGCACGGGUCAAGGCGACUUUGCAGAUGGUGGAACAGGUCUCAGAGUUGAAAGCGUGUGUUCUCGGCGUUGCGGGGUCAAUGGGCGCCCCGCAGGAUUGGGAAAAGGCAGCAAGUUAUCUGAAGCGGGCGUCCGAGGUCCCCGCCGAUGUGGUGCAGGGUGCUUUUGCGGCGGAGAUGGUGCCCACGGCCGAGGUUCCAGACCCGCCCAGCGUGACCCUGGACAACGCGGCCGAGUCGUUGUGUGGGCUGUUUUUGCGAGAGUUUGAGAAGGCUGUCAAGGAGAGCAAUGGGGCGAAGAUUACGCGGUUCUUCAAGCUGUUUCCGCUGAUCGGGCGGUCCGAGGUAGGGUUAGAUGUAUAUGGGCGGUAUGUCUGCCAGGGUGUAGCGGCAAAGGCUCGAUCAAAUCUGAACACGGCAACUGCGGCGCAAAAGGACGGUUUCUUCUACGCGAACACGCUCACCAAGCUGUUCGAACACAUCGCGCAAAUUGUCGAUGGCCACGGAGGACUGGUCGAGCGCCAUUAUGGUCCUAGGAAGAUGAACCGGGUAAUCGAGCGCUUGCAGCUAGAGGCGGAUGUCCAGGGCGGCAUUGUCCUCGACACGUGGAGCGAUGAACGGCAUAUCGACCGCAAGCUCAUGGAUAUCAAAUCCUAUGCGUUUACUUUCCUGGUGCAGAGCUUCCUUCCCCCACAGCGGACUACUACACCACGCUCAAACUCUCCUGCCACGCGGGACGCAUUGGAGGACGAGGGAGUGGACAUGAAGGAAAUUGAUGGGCUGCUGAAUGAAAUGACCAUCAUGCUUGGACGGUGGUCGCUCUACUGCCGGUUCUUGGCCGAAACAUGCAAUGUAAGUCUUCCCUAA
This is a messenger RNA of Aspergillus calidoustus, 1215 nucleotides long. The record is from the annotation of a GenBank genome assembly. Lineage: Eukaryota; Fungi; Ascomycota; Eurotiomycetes; Eurotiales; Aspergillaceae.